UCAAUUAUUACUCAGAUUUAUUAUUCAAUUUAAAUGUUUUAUCAGUGCGUCUAUCAGAAAUGUAUUUGGCUUCAAACUGCUUGUUUUGUUUUGACGAAUCAAAAGUUCAUUUUAAUUGAUAUGUUUAAUUCCAGCUUCCCAAAUACUUUUAAAUGAACUAGGCUUUUAAAAUUUUUGCAUAACUUUCCAAAAACUUGACUCAAUAGCUAUCGAGUCAAAAAAAAUAAACAUUUUGUACAUCGUAAUUAUGUCUUCAAAGUUGAAGUUUCUGAUUAACCUUCAAAAAUUCCUUCUUAUAUUUUGCUUAAUAUUCGAUUUCUGCGGUGGAACGAAAUAUUCUUGCGUAGAUUAUAGCGAAUGUUAUAGUUUCUUCGACAACGCAACUGGUCUUUAUUCGACAGUCGGGCACUACUGCUGCGGUAAUAAGUGUCAAUACGAUCAAUGCGCCGAUAAAGGCUGGAUUUAUGCAGUGGUUGGCCUGUCAAUAGGUCUGGUCGUCAUCACACUCAUCAUCAUUGGGUGCUUUUGUUACUCCAGAAUGCCAGACGAAAACCAAGAAGAAGCACUUGAAUUAGACGGAAGACCUGCUGUACCUCACAAUCCAGAUGAAAUUCAAUUUGACCCCUCAGUUUAUGAUGAAUCCGUCACCCGACGUGACACCAGCGAGUUCCCACCUGUCUACCGAUACCCGUCCGUUCUGCCGGACUACAAAUCCCGCGCCGGCACUACUGAAAGCAUUGAAAGUGGGUCUUCCCAAAUGGCAGCAGCUCCUGGAAAUCGACAACUUCACGUAGUUUCUGAGGAGCAGCUAGCGGGUCGGCUUGAUGCGCUUUUAGACUCAAACGGGGCACAAAUUUCUCCAACUCAAAAUGCGGAUGAAACUCAACACGAUUCCGCGGCUUAUUCUGAAAUUCAACGUGAAAUUAGUGAUGAGGAGUUACCUGUGUACAGAUGCCCCUCAGACCCCCCUCCUUUGUAUAGGUCCAGGGCGGGGACCUCGAUUGAUGGAAACAUCGGAUCCCACGUGCAGCCUGACUCUGCAGUGGCUUUUGAUAAUCCAGAUAUUCCAGAAGAGAAUUUUUAUAUUCAAAUUGGGGAAAUUUCGAAUAACGAUGGAUUUCGAACUCCCCAAAGUGGAUCCGUCUUAUCUUGAUAGCGCAUAAUCAGCUGGUUGUUCAUUCAAUUAUCUGAACUAGCGAAGCUAAUGAACUCAAGUUACUUAUAAAUGAUUUCUUACGU
This is a messenger RNA of Symsagittifera roscoffensis, 1239 nucleotides long. RefSeq lists its product as uncharacterized. NCBI's taxonomy places the organism in Eukaryota, Metazoa, Xenacoelomorpha, Acoela, Convolutidae. The record is from RefSeq and is a predicted model, not a curated record. The coding region runs from base 248 to 1153 and encodes 301 amino acids. The transcript is spliced from 4 exons.